AUGUAUUCGCUGGGUUGUCUUAAGGAGUACCUUGCUUGUUCUGGAGGAAGUGCUUUUAUAGUGAACUGUCCGUUCAAUACUGUAUUUGACCAAUCUGUAAAGCAAUGCCUCCCGAAAGACAAAGUCCCAACAUGCCAACGAGAACCAACGCUUGACCCGAUAGUUAUUGAUGUUCUUUUGGAGUCGAAGAGGUUUGUUGAAGAAGAUGUUGUGCCUCCCCUGGACAUCCAGAAAAGUAUCUGUUCGGAGUUGGGAGAUGGGCAUCAUGGGCAUGGCUGUUCUUCACACUUUAUUGCUUGUUUGAUGGGCGUGCCGAGGGUGAUGACUUGUGGUGCGAGGUUGAGAUAUGAUGAGGCGUCAAAAAGAUGUCUUGCCCCUGCUGCUGUAGAAAGUUGUGCUAGCAAGAUUCCUGACGUAGUUACUGUAUUUAAUGCUAAAGCUCAGAAACCCGGAGUAGUAAGGGAAAAAAUGUUUGAAACGACAGUUUUGAGAAAACCCGUUGUAACUGUAGCAAGUCCUAUUAACAUAAUAUCAAAGUUGUCUUCUUCACCUCUGUGCAGUGAAACUGCAAUUCUAAUGGACGCUAAGACUGAGGAAGCAGGAGUUUUGCCACUGCCAGAGGGUGAUAACGUGGCAGUAUACAUAUCUUGCCAGUUUUCUAACGAUGGUGUUUAUUCGCUUGGCUGCGUUCCACAGUACAUAAUCUGCGUACAAGGGGUCGGCAAGUUGCUUACUUGCCCUAAUUCUUCACUAGUAUUUGACGAAGAUACCUUGGGGUGUCAACCGCCAACAAAAGUGGCGGCUUGCAUUGCACAAAAAUUAAAUGUUCUCUCCAGGCCCAUGGCGCAAGCUGUCAACAUGAAUACAACAAUUACUGCUGCUCCAGAGGUUUUUCGCCUGUCUGCACUUUUGAAGAAAAGAACCCCAGGAAGAGCUUUUGUAAAUGUUAAAACGUCGAGGGAAAUGCAAUUUGCAUCUUCGACGGAAGCCCCCGUUAUUCUAAGGGCUAUUCCAACCAAAAAAGUUGGCGAAGAGUCGUCUGGACAGCUUUUUUUAAAUCUAGCAAAACAGAUGGCUUGUAUACAGAGGGCUGUUCCGAGGUAUUUGUGCUGUGCGAGGCCGGAAAUGCGACAAUUUUUCGCUGUCCCAACAGUAAAAUAUUUGACAAAACUGGAACAUGUGUUUCAAGGGUCUCUUCAACGCUUACCUUUAAUAUCUCACUUUUUGAGUUGCUAA
Enterobius vermicularis (human pinworm) is the source of this 1236-nucleotide messenger RNA. The record is from the annotation of a GenBank genome assembly. Lineage: Eukaryota; Metazoa; Nematoda; Chromadorea; Rhabditida; Oxyuridae.